GUAAUAUUAAAACUAAGAGGAUCUUGAUUUUGGAUUCGCCACAUGGGAGACCAGGUCCGAAGCUUUACCAACGCGCAAAAUAGAGAUCUGAUUGGCAUUAUAUUUAGCUCUGUGUGCUGAAGAGGACUGAAGGAAAGGGGAAAUAAAAUCUCCCGUGACGUUGGAUUUGGAGAAAUUCACACUUAAGAUUUUAUCUGAAGGAAAGCGUAAAUCCAGUGGAUGAACAACUGAUCGGUUGUGGAACUACGAGACCAAUGGACUAUUGAACUGACUGAGUGCGCAUUUAAUUAAACAAUUAUGGAAUGAAGAAACAUAGUUCAGACACGAUCGAUUCCAAUUUAAAUAAGUAUUUUCAGUCAAUGUAUCAGCAUGGGGUGUUUGGAUAUUGCGGGAUGUCCAAAAGAACUGAAAUGUAACUAAAUCUGUCUAAGAAAGGGGAAUGCGAAGAGACGGAGGAUCGUGACUCUUGUGGACCCAAGUCUCAACAGUUUCGGUGGACAAACGGAGAAAUAUAUCAGGGCUUAACAUAACGUAGAGGAGACUUGGACAGCAAGUUCUCUUCAGCAACGGAAGGGUGAAAUACACCCCACAAGAUGGAUAUGUUCAUGUGGAUGUUUGGAUUGUUAUUGGCUUUUUGUUUAACACCCAGAGUGCAAGGAGAUGACGAGACGGUGUGUGGGGGACACGUAGAUGCCAGUGAUGCAGGGUACAUUACCUCCCCAGGGUACCCCCAUGAGUACCCCCCACACCAGAACUGCGAGUGGGUGAUCACUGCCCCUGAACCGUCCCAACGCAUCGUACUCAACUUCAACCCCCACUUUGAGCUGGAGAAGCUGGACUGCAGGUAUGACUUCAUUGAAAUCCGGGAUGGGAACUCUGCCUCUGCUGACCUGCUGGGGAAGCACUGUAGCAACAUUGCCCCACCUGCCAUCAUCUCUUCUGGCCCUGCCCUCCACAUCAAAUUUGCUUCUGACUACGCCCAUCAGGGGGCCGGGUUCUCGCUGCGCUAUGAGAUCUUCAAGACAGGUUCGGACUUCUGCUCUCGGAAUUUCACCAGCCGGUCGGGUGUGAUCGAGUCCCCCGGGUUCCCCGACAAGUACCCGCACAACCUGGAGUGCACGUUCAUUAUCAACGUGCAGCCGCGGAUGGACGUCACCCUCACCUUCCUGACCUUCGACCUGGAGAACGACCCCCUGCAGGUGGGGGAGGGGGACUGCAAGUACGACUGGCUGGAGGUGUGGGACGGCCUUCCUCAGGUGGGACCCCUGAUUGGGCGUUUCUGUGGCACGAAGGUUCCUCCUGAGAUCCAGUCAUCCACUGGCCUGCUGUCUCUCUCCUUCCACACCGACACGGCUGUAGCCAAAGAUGGCUUCUCCGCCCGCUACAACAUGACCGUAAAGGAAGUCAGUGACAGUGAGUGCCCCCUCUUCCCCCUUUUCCACCCGCCUCUGGCCCCACACACAUCCGUCUCCAUGGUAACGCUGACCCCCUUUCUCUCUCUCUCCCUACCAGCGUUUCACUGCAGCAGUCCUUUUGGAAUGGAGUCUGGAAGGAUCUCUGAUGACCAGAUCACGGCCUCUUCCUCCUUCGAAGAUGGCCGCUGGUCUCCCCGCCAGGCGCGGCUCAACAACCAUGACAACGGAUGGACCCCCCGUGAGGACAGCAGCAAGGAGUACAUCCAGGUGGACCUGCACUUCCUCAGGGUCCUCACGGGCAUCGCCACCCAAGGCGCCAUCUCCAAGGAGACGCAGAAGUCCUAUUACGUCACCACCUUCAAGCUGGAGGUCAGCACCAAUGGGGAGGACUGGAUGGUCUACCGACAUGGAAAAAACCACAAGGUUUUCCAUGCCAACACGGACCCCUCAGAGGUGGUUCUGAACCGUGUGCCCCUGCCGGUCCUGGCCCGCUUUGUCCGAAUCCGACCACAGACGUGGAAGAAUGGGAUCGCCCUGCGCUUUGAGCUCUACGGCUGCCAGAUCACGAAUGCUCCGUGCUCAGAGAUGCAGGGAAUGCUCUCCGGGCUGCUCCCAGACUCCCAGAUCUCGGCGUCCUCAGUCCGCGACCUGCACUGGUCCCCUGGAGCCGCCCGGCUGGUGGCCAGCAGGUCCGGGUGGUUCCCCGGCCCCACCCAGCCCGUGGCGGGGGAGGAGUGGCUCCAGGUGGACCUGGGGGUCCUGAAAACGGUGCGGGGCGUGAUCACCCAGGGGGCCCGCAGCGGAGAGGGCAGCACCAGCGCGGAGAACCGGGCCUUCGUCAGGAAGUACCGGCUGGCCCACAGCACCAACGGCAGGGACUGGAACUUCCUCAUGGACAGCAAAACCAGCCUGCCUAAGGUCUUUGAGGGGAACACACACUUUGACACCCCAGAGGUGCGGCGGUUCGAGGAGACCGCGGCUCAGUUCAUCCGGAUCUACCCCGAGAGGUGGUCCCCCGCCGGUAUCGGCAUGAGGCUGGAGGUGUUGGGCUGUGACCUGCCAGAGACCACCUCUCACACUAACAUGGCCACAGCCACAUCCCCCCUCCAUCCAGCAGAGGGCAGCAUCACUCGGAGAGCAGAGCCAGUUCCUGUGACCACGCCCUCCUCUCUGAUUGGCCUGUGUGACUUUGAGCGGGGCCUAUGUGGGUGGAGCCGUGACCCCAUGGCCGAGCUCCAUUGGUCGCUGCACAGCGGGGGUGGGUCUCCUGGCGAGGGACGAGGCCAGGAAGUCCCUCAGACUUCUCAGGAUUCGGGGAGCUACCUGUUCGUGGAGGGGAGCCCCAAGACCGAGAGGGCGAGGGCGCGGCUGCUGAGCCCACAGGUGGAGGUGGAGCGGGGGCCCAUCUGCCUGCUGUUCUCCUACCAGCUCCGCACCGAGGCCGGGGCCAGCCUGCGGGUGCUGCUCCGGGACGCAGACCACCAGGAGACCCUGCUGUGGGCCCUCAGGGGCGACCAGGGGCCCCUGUGGAGGGAGGGCAGAACUAUCCUGCCCCGCUCCCCAAAAGAGUACCAGGUUGUCCUGGAGGCGCUCUUUCACCAAAGCAACUGGGGGCACGUCCGGAUCGACAACAUCCACCUCAGCUCCACCACGCUGCUGGAAGAGUGCACACAGCCAUUUGCCGCUUUCCCUCCAGACAUGACUGAUCAGAGACCAGCGGACUUUGGCGACGAGCGUCUGUCCAACGGCAGAGGCCAAACGGACAGAGGAUCCCCCCACCUGGAGAGGAGCACCCCUGUCCCGACCUCUGACCCCCCAGUGACCCCCGAGUCUGAGAAAGAUAACUCCUGGCUCUACACCCUGGACCCCAUCCUGGUGACCAUCAUCGUGAUGAGCUCCCUGGGCGUGCUGCUGGGCGCAGUGUGCGCAGGCCUGCUGCUCUACUGCACCUGCUCCUACGGAGGCCUCUCCACCCGCAGCUCCACCACCCUGGAGAACUACAACUUCGAGCUGUACGACGGCAUCAAGCACAAGGUCAAGAUCAACCAGCAGAGAUGCUGCUCGGAGGCCUGAGGGGAGCGCCAGGUUCUCCACUCUCCUCCUCCUCUCUCCCUUGGCCUCUCUCUCUCUCUCUCUCUCCUGUGGGACAGCACCUGACCAGACAACAUCUCUCUCAAACACUGACCGUCCUGCUCUCGAAGAGGAGGCAGAGACCAGAGAGCUGCUCCCACUGCGCCGUUCUUCAAGUGCCAAAAUCUUGAAAACAUAUCAACAAUGCCUAAACCCAAAAACAUUAUGAUAGACUUUUACAUCACUGCAUUGUAAGUGGCUUGCAUUUUACGGACAGCCAAGUGACACCUUGACAAUGUAGACAGGUGACUGAGUGACACCUCAGAUGUUGAGGGGCAAGUACGUGUAGAACUUCAGGCUUCACAGCGGCUCGGGAAUUUGAUUUUUUUGUUGGAUGGUCUCCACAGAAUUGCAGCUUCAGUUUUUCUCCUUUCUCAUCUGGGCUAAUUUUAGAGAUAAUUAUUUUUGUCUGUUGACUGUCAGUCUUAUGCUUCUUCAGUUCUUAAGUGCGUAUGAUAUUAAUAUUUGAAGGUUUUGCUUUGGUAUGUUGCCAAGCUGUAUAAAAAAGACAUAAUUAGACAAGAAAGGAAAAAUUAGACAAAAUGUUCAGUUACACGGUUUAACUGGACAAGAAGGAUUGUCUUAGAAUUUUUAUUUAUAAAAGAAGGAUGUACACACACACACACACACACACACACAGUGAUGCACAGUGACCCUGAAGGUUGUUUCAUUGCAUCCUAUGGAUAGCAGAGUUUGAGCCAUGGACAUGUCGGUAGCAGAUCCACACAUGUGUAUCAGAGACUGGAGUGAGGCAACACACACACACACACACACACGCACACUCACACACACGCACACACACACUCACACACACACACACACACACACACACACUGAAAGAGGGAGAGGUAGGGAUUAUUGUCUCUCCUCACCUUCCCUGAGUGCCAUAUGAAAGAGCUUAAGGGAGGCCAGACGAUGAAAUCUGGAAAUGGACGCUUUGUUGGAAGUGCUGUUGAGCCUUAAGCCCGGUUUUGGAGGAGAGCCAUCGAGACAGAAAUGUCCCAGGAUACAAACCACUGAGGCCUUGGGAGGGGGUUAUGCUAUCUUCAUUUUGCCAUUGCUUUUUCAACAGUGAAGGAGAGAGUAAACUGUACACCGGCUUUGUGUUUAUGUGAAUCUGACUGGAGUACUUCAGACUGUUCCUGGAUGUUUUCACAUCGUAAGAGAAAGAGAACUUCAAAUCUGUACUCUGUACAUCCACAGAAUGAGUCUUACCUGUGCACACACACACACACACACACACACACAUGCAUACACACACACAAGCCAAGCAUGAGCAGUGUGCGAGUGCUUGGAUCUGUGGGUGCUGGUUGGACGCUGGCGAUUGAGCCAAUGGUGGUUCAGCUGUGGGGUAGAGAUGGUGCAUCGGGCUCCUGGACUCUGUUCACUCUUUUCCAAGUGCCUUGGAGCUCGCCCCAGUGAACCUUCCUUUGGCCAGGAGAGAGCAUUAUGUCUCCUGUCUGGGACAGGUGGCUAACAUCAUCCCGGCACUCCUCAGAUACUCAAAUGUUAUUUGUAGACUUUGUACAGAAAUUUUUUUUAUUGUGAUUAUUAUUAUUUAAUAAACGAUUGAGAAUAUAGUAGAGGCUCUGUUAAGGCUCUGUUGGUCCUUCCCUUGUCUGUUCAACUGUGAAGCAGUUUUACUGGUCAUUAUUUUGUGACGUGGAUAUAUAAUCUCAAAUGUACACACUCACACAGAAUUGUAUUUUUCAGUUGAAACCAGGGUUAAACAUUUGUUAAAGGUGCAAUAGGUUAUUUUAACCCCCAUCUAGUAACAGGGAAAUAAAAAGAGCUGUUCCGGGUUUUACUUUGUGCACUUAUCUAACUCAGUAAUCCUGCUUUGUGCUUUCACAUAAACACAACAUGGCUUGAAAUGACAAAUACAUAUUCAAUGUAAAAGUUAGAGGAAAGCAACACAAAAAUCCACACACACACACACUAUCACCUACAAUAAUAAACAAGCAUAUGUACAUACAGGGAAAUAUACACUCUCAACCAUUCACUCUCUCAAUCUCAGUCAUUAGUCCCCCCAUGCACUGAUGACACACCGUUUUUCCCCCAUGCACUCCUUUAUUCAUCUCCGAGUUUCCUAUGUAUACGUAUACUUUGUUUUAAAUAUACUUUGAAUGUCCAGUUAUUGUUUCAAAUGCCAUUUAACCAAAAAAAUGCUGUUAAUGUAAUAACUAUAGGUGUAUAUACCUUUUUAGGCUUGCUGGUGUAUGGGGUGGUGACUUCAUCUUUAGCAUUUAAACAGGUACUGGGAAUUAUGGAGACCAUGCAGGAUUUGGAUAAACAGACGAGACUGUCACAGGGUUUGUGGUCAUAGACAAUCAUUUCCCCCUCAUGAAGACCAAAGUUAAGCUGUAAAAUUAAUUACUUUCAAGGUUUAAUGAUAUUGACUGACCUCCCAGUUACCCCCUUGGUCUGGGGGUUAUGCCACAUGCCAUGUGCCUGACACAGAUUUGGGGGAAGAGGGGCACAUAUCAUCUGCAAUAAAGCCAUGCAAUAUUAACAUGU
Messenger RNA from Conger conger (European conger), 6062 nucleotides. RefSeq names its product neuropilin-2-like. The transcript has 16 exons. Bases 594 to 3488 code for a protein of 964 amino acids. Gene Ontology annotation, biological process: axon guidance; angiogenesis; vascular endothelial growth factor signaling pathway. Gene Ontology annotation, cellular component: membrane. The record is from RefSeq and is a predicted model, not a curated record. Lineage: Eukaryota; Metazoa; Chordata; Actinopteri; Anguilliformes; Congridae. Gene Ontology annotation, molecular function: semaphorin receptor activity; vascular endothelial growth factor receptor activity.